This is a messenger RNA of Rhincodon typus (whale shark), 523 nucleotides long. Its product is annotated as ATP-dependent RNA helicase DHX30-like. The coding region runs from base 23 to 523 and encodes 166 amino acids. The transcript has 4 exons. The record is from RefSeq and is a predicted model, not a curated record. Lineage: Eukaryota; Metazoa; Chordata; Chondrichthyes; Orectolobiformes; Rhincodontidae.
GGAACCAGCCCAUCUUUCCAAGAUGGCGGUGUCCGCAGGUGGGAGGUGGCGAGCGCUGUGUUUUUUAAUGAGGAGGUUCUGUCCGCGAAGGCAGCCCAGCACCGGAGCCUGGGGAUCGCCUGCUCCUCUGAUUUGGCACUUGGAGUGGGACUGCGGCCAGACAGCGGCAAUGAGCCGGUUCAGGCACACAACGAGUCGGCAGCAGCAAGUCACGCCCGGGGGAGAGGACGGAAUGUCGGAGCCGCCGCUGCCAACAGGAACGGGCAGUCAGCAAGACUUACAGGCCCUUCUUCAAGAGUUUCCACAGCCUAAGAACCUGCUAGUUCAGGUCAUGCAGCGAGCUCUGAAGGCUUCUAAUGUAAAUGAUCACAUUGUCUACAAAUCAUUUGAUGGAUACAUUAAAAAAACCGUUCUGUACAUCAGUUGGCCAAGAAAACUGAAAGUGGAAGGUUUCGGCAAUAAGAAAGUUGUUGCAGAGAAACAUGCUGCUGCAGCUGCUUGCAGGAUAUUCAAGAAAAUAUAG